UUCAAAAAGUCCAUAAGUGACAUUUAAUUCGUACAUUCCAAUUCUUUGCUCAAACAGUGAGAACACAUGAAGUACAUAAAGUUACACAAUGCAUCCACAAACAAAUACAACAACACACGUAAUAGUAUUAACACAGCUAACGUAAACAGUUGAAACACAAAAACGACAUGCUUAUUGGAGCAGGAGAUAAAGUGGACAGAGUGAAAGGACCGAUGUAUAGGUUCUGCCAGAGGAGCGGAAAGAACUGGAACAAGUCGUGCGCACAGUUGACCACCACAUGGCUAAUAUAGAGACCUGCAUAACCAAGUUGGAAGGAUUCAUGAUCGAGCUUGCUGAACCACAUGAACAAACUCUAGCACAAUAUCAGACCCACAUAGUCCAUAUUCAGGAGAUGCGUGUGAUCGUCACUCAGCAGAUUGUGGAGGUGACGCGCAUGAUCACCGUCUAUCGUAGAGUGGUUCUGUAUGACACAAGUGCAACAGAGAUGCUGCACCGACUAGAGGCUGCAUACACAGUACUGCAGUCAGAGCAAGAUAGACUAGAAAUAGCAUUGGUAGAUGUCCAACAAUCUGAGGAGCAGGCUGUGAAGGAUGAGAGUGAAAAAGAACAUGAGCGUGCAUGUGUGGUGGAUAGAGUAAGCCAUCAAGUGGAAGAUGUUGAAAACUGGGUAUUAGCAGCAAAGAGCUUUGUUCCCUCACCUAUCGAAGAUGAAGACAAGACAGUUGCUCUCUACAUAGCGAGGAUCGUUAGAAUUCAGGAGAUGCACACGAUAGUGAUCACGCGCAUCGUGGAAGUGAGAGAGAUCAUCACAGUGUACCAUAGAGUAGCUCAGUACGAUGACAACAGUGAAGCCAUGCUGCACAAACUGGAGGCUGUGAGCAGUGACCUGGAUGAUGUGAAGCUACAGCUAGAAACCCAGCUGGUGGAGGCACAGCAAGCUGAGCAACAAAUGGAACAGGAUGAGACAGACAAAGAGCGUGAGCGUGCCAGUCUGGUAGAGACAUUAACCCACCAAGUGGAAGAUGUUGAAAACUGGGUCACAGAGACACACAGCUUCAUUACUUUGCCCGUCGAAGAUGAGGAUAAAACUGUAGCUCUCUACAGAACAAGGAUCGUUAGGAUACAGGAGAUGCACACGAUAGUGAUCACGCGCAUCGUGGAAGUGAGAGAGAUCAUCACAGUUUACCAUAGAGUAGCUCAGUACGAUGACAACAGUGAAGCCAUGCUGCACAAACUGGAGGCUGUGAGCAGUGACCUGGAUGAUGUGAAGCUACAGCUAGAAACCCAGCUGGUGGAGGCACAGCAAGCUGAGCAACAAAUGGAACAGGAUGAGACAGACAAAGAG
Molecule: messenger RNA, 1345 nt
Organism: Priapulus caudatus
Lineage: Eukaryota; Metazoa; Priapulida; Priapulimorpha; Priapulimorphida; Priapulidae
Source: RefSeq, a predicted model, not a curated record